AAGUUGUGGCUUUGAUAAGUUGUUUCGUCUUUGGAUCUGAGAAGAAAAGCUUUGGUCUUCUUCUCUCUGAAUCUGUAUCGUAGCAAAAAAUCAAACCCCAAAGCAGCAAAUAUUUACAAUAAUACCAUCGCCCUCCUCAUCCUCCUCCUCCUCCUCAAUUAUUAGACUCUUCUCUCUCUCUCUCUCUCUCUAUCUUUCUCUGGUUUUCGACUCCUCUCACUCUCCUCCCUUUUCUUUCUUUCUCGAAGCUCCCAUUUAUUUCUUUUUAUCUUUUUUUUUAGUACUAAUUCCCUAUUUUUUCUGCUCGAUCUUCUCCUCGUAUCUCUUUUCCUUCUAGACAAAGCUUCCAUUUUCAUGCCUUUUUCUCUUUCUCUUUUCUCUCUCACUAUCUCUUUGUGUGCGUAUAUGUAUAGAUUAUUUGUUGAUACAAAUUGAGAUUCGUUUUCGUAAUUAUAUAUUGUAAUAUUCGAUCUGCGAUAUAUUGUUGAUUGAAGAUCACUAAACAUUCUGCUGUGUGGAAAGAAGGAUCAGAUUUUGGUUUGUGAUUGCUCCCAAGAAGGAGCUUGAUUAGGAAAGGGGUCAAAGUUUAUUGUUAAGGGGAUAUUUGUUUUCAUUUUCGAGAAAUAAAGACAAAAAAGGGUUUGGUAUUGGGAAAUGUUGUAUUUGAAACAGCCCAAUUGCAUUGUGUAUGUAUGGGGAUUGAGUUUGGGUUCAUUAGGUGAAUAAGUUUCACUUAGUAGUUUCUCUAUAUAAUUCUAUUUGGCUUAGAUAUUUCAUGCUCUGCUGAUAUUGUCCCUGAGCCGGAGGCUCGGGGGAUCUGAACCAUCCAUGGCGUCCUCCGAUAAUGAGCCUUCCAUUCACUCAGAAGAGCGUCUACCUCCUCCUGACCAUGCCUAUAUGCAGAAAUUCAGGCUCUACGAAACUCGAUCGAAUUUUUACAUGAUAGGAAGGGACAAGAGUAGAACAUAUUGGAAAGUACUAAAGAUUGGCCGGCAAGAUCCUUCCGAGCUAGACAUUCGUGAAGAUUCAACCACGUAUACAGAAAGAGAAUGUUCUGACCUGUUGAGGCGGAUACAUGAAGGAAACAAGUCCAUAGGUGGACUUAAAUUCAUUACUACUUGUUAUGGAAUUAUUGGGUUCGUCAAGUUUUUGGGGCCUUAUUACAUGCUGCUUAUCACAAAAAGAAGACAGAUUGGUGCAAUAUGUGGUCACACAGUAUAUGCUGUAUCCAAGAGUGAAAUGAUUCCUCUUUCAAAUAAUUCAUUUCGUACCAGUAUCGCAGAUUCUAAAAAUGAGAACAGAUACAAGAAGCUCUUAUGCACGGUGGACCUUACAAAGGACUUCUUUUUCAGCUACUCAUAUCAUGUUAUGCGUAGUCUUCAAAAGAACAUGUGCACUAAUACAUCAGGACACGUACUCUAUGAAACUAUGUUUGUUUGGAAUGAGUUCUUAACUCGUGGAAUACGGAAUCAUCUCCAAAACACUGUUUGGACAGUCGCAUUAGUAUACGGCUUUUUUAAACAGGCUUCCCUCUCUGCAGCGGGACGUGACUUUAAACUGACCCUUAUUGCAAGACGUUCCCGGCAUUAUGCUGGUACCAGGUAUCUCAAACGAGGUGUGAAUGAGAAGGGCAGAGUAGCUAAUGAUGUCGAGACCGAACAAAUUGUAUUUGAGGAUCUCCCUGAUGGAUUUCCUGUGCAAAUAAGUUCUGUUGUCCAGAAUCGGGGCUCAAUCCCUCUUUUCUGGUCACAAGAAACUUCACGUUUGAAUAUUAAACCAGAUAUCAUAUUGUCAAAGAAGGACCAGAACUAUGAGGCCACUAGACUUCAUUUUGAGAAUCUUGUAAAGAGAUAUGGGAGCCCCGUAAUUAUUUUGAAUCUGAUUAAGACACAAGAGAAGAGACCUCGUGAGUCUAUACUUCGAACAGAGUUUGCUAAUGCAAUUGACUUUAUCAAUAAAGAUCUGACGGAGGAGAACCGUCUUAGAUUCCUUCACUGGGAUUUGCACAAACAUUCUCGGAGCAAAGCUACAGAUGCCUUGCUUCUUCUUGGCAAGGUGGCUGCUUAUGCAUUGACCCUAACAGGUUUCUUCUAUUUUCAAGUAUCACCAUCCUUGGAAAGUGACUUUUCUACUGAGCGCCCUUCCUCUGAGGAAGUAAACAAUGGUGAGUUAUCCCCUCAAAAUCAUUAUGACGUAAAUAAUAACGAGGAUGCUAACAAGUUUAAAGUGAAACCUAGUGGAGACAGCAAUAUUGAAAAUGAAAAUCAUUCAGGCAAGCAACCUAUGUUUCAAAGGGGGGUGCUGAGAACCAAUUGCAUAGAUUGCUUGGAUCGUACAAACGUUGCACAGUAUGCAUAUGGAUUGGCUGCACUGGGACACCAGCUUCAUGCUUUGGGAGUUGUUGACAAUCCAAAGAUUGACCUUGAUGAUCCUUUGGCUGAGGACUUGAUGGGUUUUUAUGAGAGAAUGGGAGACACACUGGCACACCAAUAUGGUGGCUCAGCAGCUCACAACAAGAUAUUUUCUCAGAGAAGGGGCCAAUGGAAAGCAGCAACCCAGUCUCAGGAAUUCUUCAGAACUCUUCAACGCUAUUACAGUAAUGCAUACAUGGAUGCAGAGAAGCAAGAUGCGAUUAAUGUAUUCCUAGGGCAUUUCCAACCACAACAGGGUAAACCUGCACUCUGGGAAUUGGAUUCAGACCAACAUUAUGAUUCUGGGAGGGAUAGAGAUGAAGAUGGAAGGUCUAUUUUCAAAAGAUCUCUAUCGGAUGGAAACAUUCUUCAUGAAUGCAUCUCACCCACAUCAGCUAGAAAUGGCAAGCAGGAGAAAUAUCCUGACUCAGGUUUGCCUGGGGAAUCACAAGACAAGAAGAUUCUGAGUGAAUCAUCUCCUGAAAUAUCAACUUGUGAGAGUGAUAUUACUAACUAUUCAAGGUAUACACCCUCAAUGCCUCGCAGGCAACUUUUUGGGGAUAUUCAAAGAGAUCGCGGCCAUGAAAGUGAUCAAGUAUACUUUUCUGAACAUGAUAUGUCAAACUGGUCAAACUUUCUUGACCUGGACUGGCUAUCUUCUUCUGGGAAUUCAUGUGAAGAAGAGCCAUAUGAGAGAAAAAAUACACGUGGAUGGAUUAAUUUUGGGAGGGUUGUUUCUUGUCAUUCUGAAAUGUAUAACUGGAUAUAUAACAUGUAUAGGUCAUCACUACUCGCAAGCUCUCCAGUUGAGGGACUAUCAUCUGAGAAUGUCAUCAAUGGAAUAAUGGGAGAAUCUACCCCAUCCACAAGUGAAUGUGGAUCCACCUCAAAGGAGAGAGAACGAACAGAAGCAGAAACAGAUGUGGUCUAUGGACGGAGUUCCAAUGUUCUUGAGGAAUAUUCAGAUAGCUUUGUUCAUUGGGUCGACUUUGGAGAGACACUGUGCCAUUAAAGUCUAGCUCAUUUUUUUUUUCCAAACCGCACCAUUUUCGCGCUACCUUUCUCUUUCAUUGGAUUCAAUCUGUUCGGGAAAUGCCAAUCGAUGAUCAACGGAUAAGAAACUAUAGCAUGCAUCAUCGCACAUGAACAGAGGAAGAAUGACAUCUCAAGGGACUGGCAUUCUUUUGAGAGUAUGCUUUCUAGAAGCAAUGAUCCUGGCUCACAUGUAUGAGUUAUAACAUGAUUGAUUUCAUCGUGAAAAACAUCAGUCGGAACCGAUACAAAAAGUACAGAAGAGUAAAUAGUUUACAGUUACAUUUUUUUUCUUCUUCCCCUUUUUAGGAGUUUUUCCUUCCCUUAGUUGGUGGUGACUAGGUUUUCUUAAUCACUGUAAAUAUUUUUCACCGUAUUCGCCAGAGCUCAACUUUUAGAAUUUCAGGUCAAUGAUUCUUUAUAUUGCUUUAAUCCUAAUUCAUGGUGAGGGGUGGGUGCUAACGAUGGGGGCCUAGCGUCUACAAGGGAUGUGGUGUAGAAUUGAGCUUUUGAGCUAUGAAGACCUAGGGGCCUCAAAUUUUUAGUCUACUCUUAUGACUUGUUGAGCGUCAUUCAAUCAUUCAAAAACUUGACGAGUAUUUUUGCUUUUGUUAGUUCGCUGUUCAGGGAUAUGUCCAGAUUAACUAUGACUGUUGAUUAACGUGUUGUUCCCCUUUCCCUA
Humulus lupulus (European hop) is the source of this 4125-nucleotide messenger RNA. RefSeq names its product phosphoinositide phosphatase SAC3. The transcript has 16 exons. Gene Ontology annotation, cellular component: intracellular membrane-bounded organelle. NCBI's taxonomy places the organism in Eukaryota, Viridiplantae, Streptophyta, Magnoliopsida, Rosales, Cannabaceae. Gene Ontology annotation, molecular function: phosphatidylinositol-3,5-bisphosphate 5-phosphatase activity. The record is from RefSeq and is a predicted model, not a curated record. Gene Ontology annotation, biological process: phosphatidylinositol dephosphorylation. The coding region runs from base 829 to 3423 and encodes 864 amino acids.